AUGUCUCGUUCUCCACGCACUCCUAUGCGUUCGCCUGCUUUUCCAGACAUUCCAAUUUAUCUGGAUACCGGCGAUGAACGAAUCACAGCAAAGACAUAUGGUACAACACCGACUACGCCAACUACACCAGACAUCAUCCCUCCUCAACGCCCGACACAUCUGAGUCCGUCACAUAUCAACGCACCACCCAUCAGCCCGGCCGAGCCGAGCCCUACCACAACUAUUGAGACUUCCAGUUGCCGGUCAGUCAUCUGGCCCAUUCCGGAACCACCACCAGAGAUCCAGCACCAGUCUGACUCCCGGCGACCGACUCUUCGCUUCUUCCCGACUGAACGGCCUCGAGUCCGUCUUGACACCGUUCAUUCCUUGCAGGUUCCUUCCAUCAACGAGAAGACCCCGAUCAGCUACUACCACCACCCCGGGCUGGGCAUCCUCAACGGGCCGCCUAAGCCUCCCUCCAUCGAGAUCUCGCCGCCGUUCAACGAGAAGUCCGAUCCGGAGGCCAACAUCGCACAACGCAUUGAAGAGACAUUGUGGAGAUACAGCGCUUCAGGCAAUGUAUUGAAGCGGUGGCUGUUGGAGUUAAUCAGUUGGCUUUUCAGCGCAAUUUGCAUGGCUGCAGUCAUAGGCGUACUGAUUGGCCUUCAAGACAAACCACUAUCUGACUGGUCACUAGCGGAGAAGACUGGUCUGACUUUGAACACCUACAUAUCGAUACUGUCUAAGAUGGCAGGUGCUGCUCUAAUUCUACCGGUGUCGGAGGCCCUUGGGCAGCUGAAGUGGAGCUGGUUUCUGGAACACUCUAAGCAAAUGUGGGAUUUCGAGAUCUUUGACAAUGCUUCCAGGGGACCAUGGGGAUCACUCCUGUUACUGAUCAGAACCAAAGGAAGGGCUUUAGCAGCGUUAGGAGCCAUGAUCAUGUUGUGUUCCUUGGCACUGGAUCCUUUCUUCCAACAGGUCGUCGACUUUCCAGACCGAUGGGCGUUGCAGAACGCCUCUAGCCUGAUCCCGCGAGCUGUGACUUACGAUCCGCCUAACGCGCAUUUGUCGAUGUUUGGAUAUGAGAUUGGUGUCACCGAUGAUGUCAUCGCACCUCCGAUCAAAACCUACUUUUACGGCAACGGUACUGUGCCCCUCCCUUUUGGCAAUGGCACGAAACCCGAUAUCCCUCUUUCAUGUCCAACAAGCAACUGCACAUGGCCAGAAUACGAAACUCUGGCUGUAUGUAGCAGCUGCGAGGAAGUAUCACAUCUCCUCGAUAUUGAUUACGCUUGUUUGGAGAAUGCCACAAUUGAUUGGAGUGCCGGGUGGUACGGACCGUUAAGCGACCAGCCGUAUUCGAAUGGUACCGUGUGCGGAUACUUCCUGAACUCGACCAGCGAAGCCCCGCUCCUUCUAUCCGGAUGGGUUGCCAAUUCCACGGAGCCUUCAGCGCCGACAGGGGAAACGCUUCUCGUUCGAACGAUUCCUUUAUACGACAUAGAUACGAAAGAACCCCUGUACGGCAAUGGGUCUAUCAACUUCAAGCACAUCGGCAACCCUAUCCUCGAUGCCUUGAUUGCAUCAGCUGUCGAUGGUGUUGACAGUGUCCUUAGCAAGGCAGCGCCAGUCGUGCACGAAUGUGUACUUUCUUGGUGUGUACAAACGAUGAAGUCUUCUUACGAAUGGGGCAAGUAUACCGAACACGUCACAUCCACCCACCUGAACGUCGUAUCUGAGCCCACGCCGUGGCCUUGGGCUGUGGACGAAAAUGACUUCCUCUACACCCAGAAUGUAACGAUGGUACCUCCAGCCUCAAGUACAGGUCGUACCGCUGAUACGGUGUUCAACGACACGUACACCGUGGAUAACGCUACGAUAUUCAAAGCCAUGGUCAUAUUCGAUGACUUCUUUCCGUCUAUGUACACUGCCAACAAUGUGUCGGAAGAGGUUCUAAGGUUUAGGAAUUACCCGAAUGGCCCGACGACGCGCGAACUUGAAUUCAACCCGUGGGAAGCGCCCAACAACCUCACACGUCACAUGGAACGGCUGGCAACGACGAUGACGAACGUCAUUCGAUCCGCCGCUAGUAAAGAGAUGACACCAGGCGAAGCUUACAACAAGGAAAAUUUCGUCUCCGUUCGCUGGGAAUGGCUUACUCUUCCAAUCGGUCUUUUGUGUAUCUCAUUAGUCUUUCUUUCCGCCACCGUUGCGAAGUCUGCUGUUGAACGAGAUCGUGUUGGGGUGUGGAAGACAUCAGCGUAUGCUACGCUUCUUUAUGGAUUGCCGGACGAGAUGCAGCAAAAGAUUACCAGGUCUGGUAGUACUGGCACUCCAAGAGCAAAAGCAAAAGAGUUGAAGGUCAAAUUACAAGGAACUCAAGGGUGGAGAGUGUCGGGUAAUCUCUUUUCACCCUUCGUAUCUAAGCCACGGCCCAAUCAGCCUCCUCCAGGCUGGAUUUGA
This is a messenger RNA of Alternaria ventricosa, 2442 nucleotides long. RefSeq lists its product as uncharacterized. The transcript is spliced from 2 exons. The record is from RefSeq and is a predicted model, not a curated record. NCBI's taxonomy places the organism in Eukaryota, Fungi, Ascomycota, Dothideomycetes, Pleosporales, Pleosporaceae. Bases 1 to 2442 code for a protein of 813 amino acids.